Pimephales promelas (fathead minnow) is the source of this 432-nucleotide messenger RNA. It is a transcript of the gene cited1, whose product is annotated as Cbp/p300 interacting transactivator with ED-rich tail 1. Gene Ontology annotation, biological process: regulation of DNA-templated transcription. Gene Ontology annotation, cellular component: nucleus. NCBI's taxonomy places the organism in Eukaryota, Metazoa, Chordata, Actinopteri, Cypriniformes, Leuciscidae. The record is from RefSeq and is a predicted model, not a curated record. Gene Ontology annotation, molecular function: transcription coactivator activity.
AUGAAAGACCGUGACUCUCUCUCCCUCCUGCACUACUCCGGUUCAGGCAAGACGAGCCCUCAGUUCGCUUCCUCUGCUCUCCAUCCCAGCUCCCCUGUGCUGGGAAAGCCCCAGCCUUUCUGCCUGCAGUCCGGCCAGCAUCUCAUAGCCUCCAUGCAGCUCCAGAAACUCAACAGCCAUUAUCAGAAUCUGUCCUCUGCAGCUCCAACCGGACCCGGCCGGGGGUACGGCACCACCAUGCUGGGCACAGGACAGAUUGCCACCCCUGGUGCGGCUCAGGCACCCGGGAUCAUUGAUUCUGAUCCGGUCGAUGAGGAAGUUCUGAUGUCGCUAGUGGUGGAGCUGGGUUUGGACCGUGCCAAUGAGCUUCCAGAGCUAUGGCUGGGUCAGAAUGAGUUCGACUUCAUCGCGGAUGUGCCAGCUGGCUGCUGA